AUGCCUGGAUUCUACGGCCCCCGCUGUCAGUACUACAAUAGCUCCAUGGCCUGCCAGAAUGGGGGCACCCCCGUCGGAAGAGACUGUGUCUGUCUCCCCGAUUACUACGGCACCCGGUGUGAAUCCUCUAACAAAACCACCACGGCAACCCCUGUCACUAUGACUGCAAUCAGCACCACUAUCCGGAGCACAACAACCACCAACACCAUGCAGAGCAGCACCAUCCCCACCAGCGCCAGCGCCAGCACGACCACCACCACCAUUCCCACUACCACCACCACCAUGACCCCAGCACCCUGCCAGAAUGGGGGCACUCAUAAUGGGAUCAAAUGUAUCUGCCAAGAUGGUUACUAUGGCUCCCAGUGUGAAAAGAGCAAAUGCCAGAAUGGGGGCACUUGGAUCAACGGUGGCUGCCUAUGCCUGUCCAGCUUUCAGGGUCCUGCAUGCGAAUAUGCUUCUGAAGUCAUCGAGGUCGAAGCCGAGGUGAAUGUAACAGUGGACGUGAAGCUGCAGAUCACCAGCCACAAAUUCACCCCUGAGCUGAAGGACAACACAACUCAAGAAUACAAAAAGUUUACCUUGGACUUCAAACAGCAGAUGAAGUUGGUUUACAGCAACAUCGCAGGGUACAAAGACGUGGUGAUCCUGAAACUGACGCAGGGCAGCGUCGUGGUGGAUCACAUUGUCAUCCUGGCUUUACCCGUCACCGAGGAACUCAACACGAAGGUUGAGAAUGUGGCUGAGCAGCUGAAGACACAGAUAGAGAAGGCGGCUGAGAACCAGAACUGCAACAGCAGCUCCUCCAUGAUGUGUUUCAACGCCUCCUCCGCUGAUGUCUCAAACGGGACAAUGCCAAAGUUCAACGGCACCGAGUACUGCCAGAAAGCAGCCCCAGAAGGCUACGGGCAGUUCUACUUCCCUAACCUCACCAAGUCUGGCCUCUCCUGCAUCUCCAACUGCACCAAGAGCAUGCCUGGCUUCAUUAACUGCAACUAUGGGCAGUGCCAGCUGACGCGAGCCGGCCCCCAGUGCAUCUGCUCCGAGACGGGCUUGUACUGGUACCCCACAGAGCGCUGCGCCACCCGCAUCAGCAAAUUGGCUGUUGGUCUGGGCAUGGCCAUCGCAGUGCUGGUGAUCGUGAGUGCCAUCCUUGGUGUCUUUCUGUUCAGAGCCAAGAGGAUGAAAACCCAGCUCAGCCUGCACUUGGAUGAUGACACCGAGAAAUGGUACGAGAACGACUACACCGAAUGGAACACUGCUGGGAGCUUCUGCAUCAGGAACGAAGGAGCCAACUUCGACAAAGGUUCGGACAGCACCAACUCCUUCAAGGUUAACAUGGAAUCCAUCGACAGCUCUCUCCCGGUGCACAUCCAGAGGCCGGAGAUUGUUGUGACCCAGCUGUGA
Messenger RNA from Chelonia mydas (Green sea turtle), 1404 nucleotides. Its product is annotated as mucin-3B-like. NCBI's taxonomy places the organism in Eukaryota, Metazoa, Chordata, Testudines, Cheloniidae. Bases 1 to 1404 code for a protein of 467 amino acids. The transcript is spliced from 11 exons. The record is from RefSeq and is a predicted model, not a curated record.